Brassicogethes aeneus is the source of this 708-nucleotide messenger RNA. Lineage: Eukaryota; Metazoa; Arthropoda; Insecta; Coleoptera; Nitidulidae. The record is from the annotation of a GenBank genome assembly.
AACAUUUGACAAUCAAUCGUUUGCGCAGCGGGUAUAUCAUGCGUCUAGCGUGCUUGACCGUCGUUACGCUUUUGUUUUGCAACGUAACAGCCAUAAAAUUGGGGUACGUGCCCUUUUUCGGCAACGACAAUGAAAAUGUGGAAUUUUUUGACGCGAUUGCGGUUCUUAUUAAAAGCAGUGAUUCCUUAAACCCAAUUUGCAAGAACCACACGCUUUUGUACUUAAAGGAUCUAAAGAGUUAUAGGAUAUGGGCUUCGGAUAUGUUUGAUGCUUCUACAAAAUUUUCAAGUGGUUUGCUUUACGGUGAAACUUACGAUUUUGGCAACUAUGAUGAGUGUAUUGGUAUCGUGGUUCCUAAUAAAUACGGGGAGUUUACUGGAAGACCCUGUUUAGCCAAAUUUACCGUGGAACCACCCAAAACAUAUAAAAAGAAGGAACAUUUAUCCGACUACAGAAAGUUUUACAAUCAGUCCAUGCUGGAUCAAGUUUUCAGCCAACUUGGUGACCCAUCUGGAAUACCUAGAAAUGAAUUGUAUUUCACAUACUGUAUACCAUCUUCCUGCAGUAAUGAGGACUUGGAAAUUUUUUUGGGUGAUUUCCUAAAUUUAAAUACCAUUAAUCAAUUUAAGAUUAAAGCAGAAGUUGACAAAAAUAACUUGCCAGCUUAGCAUUAAACACAAUUUUAUUGGAGGCGAUUUUGCAUUUUUG